This is a messenger RNA of Candidula unifasciata, 5454 nucleotides long. NCBI's taxonomy places the organism in Eukaryota, Metazoa, Mollusca, Gastropoda, Stylommatophora, Geomitridae. The record is from the annotation of a GenBank genome assembly.
AUGUCGCAUCAGGAUAGAUUUGUCUCUAGCCCUGAGGAUGCUUCUACAGAGAGUGUCAUUAGAUUGCAGAAAGUGAAUGAGAAUUCAGCUGUAGAUGCAGAAGAUAGUACUGAAGAUGUUGCAUACAGCGACAAGGAAGCAUUUGAUUUUGAUAAUUCUUCAGAUGAUUCUAAUAAAAGAAGAGAUAAUAAGAAUGGUAAACAUUCAAAGUCAAAAGUGAAGAUAAAAACAUUAACAAUAGAUGGACAGUUGGUUUAUUUCUGUAAGAUUUGUGAUAAAGUUUUUACCAGACGCAAGGACAAACUAAACCAUGAACUAGCUCACAGCGGAGAGUCGGUGCUGACCUGCACCGAGUGUGGCAAGGAGUACCUACACGAGUCUAGUCUGGCCUCACACAUGAGAACACACGCUGGAGAUCCUUUGUUUAUGUGUGACCUUUGCCCUAAGAUGUUUGCCCAAAGCCAUCACCUGAAGACGCACAUACUGUCUCACUCGGAACCAACUAAUUUUGUUUGCAAGACAUGUUACAAAGAAUUUCCAACAUCUUCUGAUCUGAAUCACCAUAAUCGCAUUCAAUCAAAGCAAGAGAUAACAAAAUUUUGGUGCAAAAUGUGCAAAAUCUAUUUUUGUAGAAUUCAUAAGUUGACAUGUGAAUCACGACUUCAUGCAUUUUGUUGCUCUGCAUGCAGUGAGUUGUUUCAUACACAUAAAAAAUUGAAAAUACAUAUGAAGAAAUUUGCACAUUACUCGUUAGAUAAGCCAAAGUAUAUUGAGCCUCUUCAAGAACAUGAACUGUACCCAGAUAAAGUUCAGGAGAAUCUAAAAAAACUGCAGUCUCAGAAAGAAAAUGAUCUCAUGCGUAAACCAAUUAAGAAUGAUGUCAACGGAAAGCGACUGAGUGAUAGUUAUUCAGAUAUUCCAUUUAAAAGGUUCAAGUUGUCAGUUCGGAAACUAAUCAUAGAUGGAGAUCAGUCAAGUACAUCCGUGCAAGAUUCGGCACCGGAAGCUUCUAAAGAGGUGGAAAUUGAACUUAAGUCACCUCCAAGACACAGGAAGGGAAAACCUUACUGUAAGAAGUGUAACAAGUCUUUCAAGGACUCUGUAGAUUUGGAUCGCCACAAAGCAUUGGUACACGAGGACAGAAAAGAUGCAUUUAAAUGUGAGAUCUGCAGCUUGGAGUUUGCUUCCAGUGAUGACCUCGACAGACAUGGCUUUAAACACAGCAGGGAGCGCAUGCAUACCUGUCCCGUGUGUGGGCAGGAGUUCCCAGACUCCUCCCAGCUGACUUUGCAUCUCCGAAUACAUGUUGGUGAUUUCCCUUACAAGUGCAGCCAGUGUGGGAAAUCUUUCAGGCUGAAGAUUCAGCUAAUUCAGCAUGUUCGUUUACAUAUUGCUCAAGACGCAAACGGUGCGGACAAGGGCGGGGAAAGUGCCGAUGUUGGAGAUGAGCAGCAGGAUCAUUCUCAGGGAGAAGUUGAGAAUUUUAAGUGCCAUCUUUGCAGCAGGUCAUUUAUGUACCGGUACAAACUGCUGGACCAUAUGAAGCUACAUGCCAAUGUCAAGUGUUUUCAGUGCUACAUCUGCCGGAAGAUGUUAUCGACAAAAUGCAAUCUGCAACGUCAUCUACAGACACACAUAAAACAGGGAAUGGAUGUUGAUGUGCAUAAUAUUAUAAUUGACGGGGAUUCAAAAUCACAGUUAGACAGCGUGAGCGAACAACUUAUACGAGCCAACUUUCAGUUGACGGAACAUAUUCAGAAUCAUCAAGGCAUUGAAGGUGUCGAAAAAGAGGAUCUGAAACAGCCAUUUUUUGGUAUUCAGAGAUCUGUUUCAAAUUUUGAAUUAGAAAGUAGAUUUAAAGAUCACAGCAACUUUAAUGUAAAUAAUAUUGAAGUUCAAGGCCACAGUCUCGGCAUCAGACUUGCGGACAUCAAAGCUGACAUAGAAGAUGACAUGGACAGUUUGUCCGAACAUAGUUUCAGCUCGUCUUUCACUAGAGAUUCUGAGCGAAGCGACCCAUUUAAAUUUUCUUCUGAUGAAUCUGACACUUUUAAAACCAUAAUGGCCAAAGAACGCAUUCGAUUAAGACGAAGGUUGAGGAAAAAUCGGGAGUUUUUCGUACAUUCGGGUCUGCAAGAUUUAUCCGAACUGAAGAAGAAUGAUGAUCUAAAUUCUGUUGUUGCUGCAGAAGGAGGAGGAGAUCAGGAGGAUGAUGUCACUAAUAUGAUGGUUGAACUAAACACAGUCACCUCAGAGCUUGAUGAUGUUACAACUGUGUUUGUUAACUUAACUGACAAGAAAAUGAUCACUUGUGAGAAAACUAUUUCCUCCAGAAUAACAGAAACAUUGUUGAUUACUGGUAGCUCUUCUGUGCCGAAGAUUGAAUUUUGUGUGAAGAAGGAGAUUCAUCAAGAUUAUGCAAAUCAUGAGCUAGGAGCUUCAGAAAAUGAUGUUAAAGACAUAGUUAACACACAUGAAAUUGGGAAGGAAGCCACAAGUGGGAAAAUGCUGAUGUUUGAAUUUGAUGCAGAACAAUUUUUGGACAGUCACAUUAAUUGUCAUGAAGAAAGAACUGGAGUUACUUCUGCUAAGCAUAUAGAUGAACAUUUUCAAACUGAAGAGGAAAUAAAAGUUACUGCCAGUAAACCAGGUCAAGCUCAACAAGGGGAAAGUAGUCUGUCUUCAUCAGAAGAUUUGCAGCUGCCAGGUCAAAGGUCACACUUGAGGUUUAUAGUAGAUGAUAGCAGCCUGACAUCAGAAUCUUCAAACUUGGAAAAAUUGCAGGCGGUUUUUGAGCAUUCUUCCAAAUAUCUUCCUUCGCCACUUUCUAGCAGAAAGAUUCCUGCACAGUGUCAGCAAGAUGAAACCCACAUGAGCACAAAAGAUGAGUCAACAUUAAAUAAUUUAAUAAAUUCUCAUGGCCUGAAUUCAUGUAACUCACAUUCACAAGAAAAGCAACAAACAUUCAUUGUUGAAGACUCUUUUGAUAGAAAAAUUACAAUGUUACCACUGCAGAUAUCACAGAACAGCCCUCUCGUUGACCAAACAACUCCGCAAGUCACAGCACAGGACAUGAAGUCAAAUCUUGGCCUCAAAGCAGAAAUUGUUCAUGAAGCUAAAUCUCUAGAAAAAUCAGAAUGCAGCUUGGCAAGUGCGGAGACGAGUAGAAAUGAACUUAGAAGCAAGAAUUCUGCCAAGAUUACAAAAGAAAAUAAUUUCAGUAGCUAUACUCACCGAAAUGCUGGAGAAAAUGUAACUGUUCUAAAACAUGCUUCAGACAUUAAUGAUCAUAGUAUAUCCACUUUGAUGACACCGCAGCCAUUCAGUGUAGCAAGUAUCAUUAAAGAGACACCGCACUCAUUGAGUUUCAGCACGUCUUCAGGCACAGAUUCUCAUUCAAAUUAUAAUAUUUCAGAUCUCAUAUCACAACCUUCAAGUCACACCAUUUCGAAUUUCACAUCACAGGCAACUAGUCACAACAGUGCCGAUCUCUUAGCAGAGUCUCAAAAACCUGCAAUUUCCAACAACAGGGUCAAGUUUACAGGUCAAGGCAAUUCCAGUUUUAUGGUGCAGUCGUCGUAUCUCAGCAGUUUGAAUCUCACAAAUCAGACUUCAGAUAACACUGGUUCUAAUCUCAUGGUACAAUCAGUCCAUGCUGGUUCCAAUGGCACAACAGAACCUUCCAGUAAUGGCAACUUUGUGCUUAUUUCACAGUCUACAGGUUGUACCAGUUCACCAUCUAUGGUACAGUCAGCUAUUUCAAGCUCCAUAUCUUUGGUACAGUCAGGCCAUCCAAGUUUCACAUCUGUGGUUCAGUCGGUUCAUCCAUGUUCCACAUCUCUAGUGCAGUCAAGUCAUACUAUAUCCACUCCUGGGAUACUGACUUCCUCACCUUUGGUGCAUCCAGGUUUCUCACCUGUGGUACGACCUGGCUCCACACAUAUCAUACAGCAAGACCCCAUACAGCCAGGACACAUGAACUCUGCUUCAUUCACACAAACCUCAAACGACACCACUCCCAAACUCUCUGCCCAUCAUUCAAGUCAUCCUACCUACACUGUAAAUACACAACAUGGAAAUCAUAUUUCAAGUGUCCCUGCCCAAAUGUCAAGAAGCAAAAAGUCAAAAGCCCGUGCCCACAUUUCAAGUCACAGAACCGUUAUCACAUCACAGAGUUCAACACAUCAGAGUUCCAGUCUCACUCCCCACCAACAAACAAGUCACAGUAAUUUCAAUCUGACUACUCCACUCCCUGCUUCGCUGGCCAGUCACAUGUACUGUAAUUCAAUUAUUGGAACUUCAAGUUCUGAAGCAGGUUAUCUUCAGCCAAGUUUUAAUCUCACUUCAUCGUCGGACACAAGCAUGAAGCUCAACCCUGCAUUGGGUUCCAUCAGCACAAGUUCAGAUAACUCAACUGUUAGUUACGGCUAUUUGACAAACCAGAAUAAUCCACCAAGUCUUCUUGGUGGCUGCUUCAUCUCAGCACAUCCCCUAAUAAAUCCCCAGUAUGCCAUAGGACUAAACACACAUGUAAAUCCAAGUCUGUCACUAGCAGGGAAUUCCGAUUUCUCUUUAAAUCCAUCCACAAUCUUUGAUGCCAGUAAUCCAGUGUAUCGGGACAUGAAUAUGAUGGAUCUGAUUUGCACCUCUUCGACAGACUGUUCUCAAGCAGUUGCAGGUUCCAAUAUAGGAUUUGUCAGUCAGGGCUGCUUGGAAGCCCAAAUGAGAAAUGAUAUUGCAACACCUUUUGGGAUACACAGUGGUUUCUUGCAGUCACAGAAUCAGUUUUUCAAUAUAGGAAAUCCAACUAUAGCCGCAAGCUUUGGAAUCUCAGGAAAUCCAGCCAAUAGUUUGUUUCCUCAACAAAUUAUUCCAGUCCCAGUAGGAUUUGGGCAGUUAGACAACCAGAUGUUUACAACAGGACUUGUAGCUGGAGAUGGCACAUUAUUGAACUCUGGGAAUGUUUACGGUACUUUACCCAGGGAUGUCUAUCUGAACAGCAGUAAUGUUCCUGUUCCACAUUUUGCUAUGCAGUUAGGUCAAGCAGGUGGUUUAGUUCCUCUGGAUUUUGCUAACAUGCUUCCUCAGAACACGAGUGGUUUCCCUGACAUGAAUUCUUUCAGAUCUGGCAGCAUUAGAGGCUCUCUUUCCAUGAACAUUGCAGAUCAAGCAGGAUCUUCUUUUAUCAACACGGGAAAUCAAAGUCUUAAUCAAGCAAGUUUUAGCAGUGACUUCCCUUUAAGCAUUUCAGCCAAUCCCCAGUUGAUAAAUAACCUUAGCAGUAUGGGUAUUUUCCCAAAUUCUGGUUUACAGAGCAACCUAAGCAAUCUCAUUGCACCUUCUAAUUUUAAUUUCCUAAAUGCUGCAAUGAUUCCACAAAACCCAGGACAGUUACCUGGCUCGUCAGCAGCUUUUGUUACAGAUUUUAGUACAGGUUUCUUUCCAAAAUUCUAG